Molecule: messenger RNA, 1192 nt
Organism: Gaeumannomyces tritici R3-111a-1
Lineage: Eukaryota; Fungi; Ascomycota; Sordariomycetes; Magnaporthales; Magnaporthaceae
Exons: 2
Coding region: 150-437 (95 amino acids)
Source: RefSeq, a predicted model, not a curated record
AAAAGUCCCUAAAAGUCCUCAAAAGCCCCGCCGACCAGGGCUGAGAUCCCACUCCGCUGUAUUUUCCCCUUGAUCGGCACCGAUGGUCUGCCGAAAAAAAGUCCAGAAAAAGUCCCAAGGCAGUAGCACACAAAGUCCGACGCCCCAACAUGAGAACCCCACAGUCACCACUAUACGGAGCUGGCGCGUGUCAAGCGCCCGAAAGCGGUAAUGCUCGAACGCAGUCGACGACCACAAAGUCCGCAAAUAUGCUGAACUGUCCAGAGUACCAAAAGCAUCGUCUUGCCAAGAAGAAGGCGACAGACUUCCCGGAGCCCGGAGGCCAGGUAGUGAUUUGUUGGUGCCGUGUUGCUACAGUGUCCCGCUCCAGAAGUUCCCAUGGCGAAGCCAUGGUCAGCAAGCCUUAUAGCAGUGCAAGACGCUCUGGCGACAAGUAACGGCAACGACAUGCAUAUAUAAGUCGGGUCUCAUUCCCUGCUUCAUGGGCUUGGCCAAAAUACCCGAGCAUCAAAGUGUUUUCCAGAAUAUUUCCAGCCUGCGAACCGCCUUACACAUCCAAGAAUAGUGAGUGUUUGUACACUGGCAUCAACCUCGACCCUCGCGUACGGCCUUCCAACACAAGUUACGGACCUUCCCUCCCACGCUGAGGCACUCGUUUUCCUCGGGAGCAGCAACACCAAGUUUCGACGCAUCGCAGCAGUGUGCCUGCAAAGUCUUGAAAUAAUGAAGUUUGAGGAGCAACGCAAGACUGCCAACUUUCCUACCGAGGAGAGGAUUUUCGACGCAGUUCAAGAUGGAAAGAAAGACGACACGCAAAGAAAACGCAGUCGAAACACGGCAAUGCUAAAACGGUGGCUGGAAGAAACACCCAAGGAGGAAGCUUUCCACGGGCUUCAUCUUGCACAAGACGAACAUGUUGCGGAAAACGACUCGAGGCUGUGAUGGUGCAUUUUUGGGAAAUCUGCCGACCACUCAGCUUUGCAAGGAUUGCAGCGCAAGUUGAGUUUACCGCUGAUGGACAAAGAGGAUCUGGAUCGUUCAGCCAAGGAAAUGCACAACCGCAACCCCAAGCUACAUACCGUACUUAGGUACCCGGUACUAGGUACCUAGAUACCUACCGACCCAGGUACCCAGGUACCUAUGUAGCUCAAUACAACCUUGGCACAUACGGCAGCUCGCCCACAUCCGCCCC